CUCCUUGCCGCAACAUGAUACUUGUGUCGUUCACGAGAUUAUGUUGUUAGCUCCAUCCAAGCUAUAUAAGCUCAUAUCUAAAAGCAGUUUCAACAUUCACUUCUCUUCUCCAUAGAGCAAUCAGCAAGCUUCGAACAUUUGCCAUAGACAUUCGGCUCGCGAUUGCACUGAGUGGGAAGGUCUACUUCUAGCAGUCAUUUAGAUCAAUCUUGCAAGACCAAGUAGGUUACUCCGACAAGUUCAGGUUCCACUUUCUCAGCAUUAGUUCACCAACCAUGGCAUCCAAGCUUAACACGAGCUUGUUCCUUCUAUUCGGAAUGGUCCUCUUCAUGGAGGUCAGUGGACAAGCUCAAAGCGCAGCACCAGUCAAUGCACCUGCAGUUCCCACCGCUGCACCAACGACCUCUCCUCCUCUUGUGGCAGCACCUUCGGUGACACCAUCAGUAGUACCUGCAACGACUCCUUCUUUGACUCCUUCUUUGACCCCAAAGCCUGCUCCAGUCGCUGCACCUAAGCUUGCUCCAGUGUCUACUCCUGUCUCGGCUCUUGCACCUGCACCAGCACCAACCAAGAACGCUGGAGCAGUUAAUGGCGCGCAUGGAUCAUGGGGAGCUCUUGUUCUCGUUUCAGGUGUUUUGGCAGCCGUUGCAUUCUAAGGCGUCUACGUUAUCAGUACAGUGAGAGGGUAAAUUGAUUUAGGCUUAGAUGUCUUUGAGAAGUUCCAGAAAGAACCACGGUGAUUGUGUAGUUCGAAUAAACUUAUAGUCGGUAUGUCAGAAGCAUAAUCCAAGAUAUACUUGGAAAUGUGCUGUCCUGGAUUCAGUUUUAGCUGCAUGCCAACAGCAGCCAACGAAAGUAUCAUCGUGAUGCCUUUAGAGAGUAGGGAUCAAAGAUGCAGACAUAAUGCUCCUUUUCUUAACCUUGAUUCAUUCAGUGAGUCAAAUCUCCUAAUUUACAAAUUUUGAAACGGCUCGAAGCUACGGCUCGAAGCUAGCUCGUAAGCUGUUCUGGUAACCAUUGUGUGUCUGCCUGCAGUCUGGGCGAUGCAACGCUGUAAUUGAACUAAUUGUUAUAAACGCACUGGUAGUGAUUACUUUGUUCUUCACACUGCGUAAAAGUACACAGCGUU
Messenger RNA from Marchantia polymorpha subsp. ruderalis, 1129 nucleotides. Lineage: Eukaryota; Viridiplantae; Streptophyta; Marchantiopsida; Marchantiales; Marchantiaceae. The record is from the annotation of a GenBank genome assembly.